Caenorhabditis elegans is the source of this 2409-nucleotide messenger RNA. It is a transcript of the gene prp-39, whose product is annotated as Pre-mRNA-processing factor 39. Lineage: Eukaryota; Metazoa; Nematoda; Chromadorea; Rhabditida; Rhabditidae. Gene Ontology annotation, biological process: RNA processing. The record is from RefSeq and is marked reviewed. The coding region runs from base 1 to 2133 and encodes 710 amino acids. Gene Ontology annotation, cellular component: nucleus. The transcript has 10 exons.
AUGGGAAGAGAUCGGUCGUCAAGCUCGGACACAGACGACUACUACCGCUCCAGCAGCAGCAGAAAAAGAGAAGAUUCACACCGCCGUCGCGACGAUCGGCAUCGGGACUCGGAUCGAGAUCGAGAUCGACGAAGGAGAAGCCGUUCUCGUUCCAACUCGAAUCGUCAUAGAACAACAGGAGGAUCUCAACGGAGUCGUAGUAGCCGACAUGGAUCAGAUUACAAGGAUACCUCGUUGAUGACUCGACCUUCUGUGGCAAGCCAUUUCGGUACUCCUCCAAUUGAUGUGGCUGAUUUCGACAAUUGGGUGAACAUUCUUGCGAAAGUGGAUCAGAGUGAUGAUGUGGAUUUUGCCCGCGAAAAGUAUCGCUCUUUCCUUUCGAGAUAUCCAAAUUGUUACGGAUUCUGGCAGAAAUACGCCGAAUACGAGAAGAAGAUGGGGAAUAUUGCCGAAGCUAAAGCUGUCUGGGAAAAAGGAAUUAUCAGUAUUCCGCUUUCGAUUGAUCUCUGGCUCGGAUAUACUGCAGAUGUGAAGAAUAUCAAGAACUUCCCGCCAGAAUCCUUGCGAGAUUUAUACGCCAGAGCAAUUGAAAUCGCGGGGCUCGAGUACCAAAGUGAUCGGCUUUGGCUGGAAGCAAUUGGCUUUGAACGUGCCGUGUACAUGGAUGAGCUUUGCAAAGGAAACACUAAUGCGAGUUGCAAGAGAAUUGGAGUUUUGUUCGACAAACUUUUAUCUACUCCAACAUUCCAUGCACCAUCUCAUUUCGAUCGAUACGUACAGUACUUGAACACUAUCGAGCCACAUCUUUUGCUCAGUGAUCGAGAAUACGAAGAGAUAAUGAAGAUGGUCUGCAAACAGCUUGGGAAAUCGAUCGAAGAACUCGUGCAACAAGUCCAAUUGAGUUAUAUAUGUCAAUCUGGAGAGAACGGAAUGCUCAACAUCAUGACGGAAUCCGCUGAAGGAACAUUCCCGAUCACUGUGAAUAGUCUCCAACACGAUCCGACAGCACUACAGCUUAUUCGCGGAGAAAUUGUGGCUCGCCGUAAGAGAAUUUAUGACAAGAACAUGAAAGAGUGCGAGAUACGUGCUGGAUUCGAAGCAAACAUCAAAAGACCAUAUUUCCAUGUGAAACCACUCGAUUAUCCACAAUUAUUCAACUGGAUGUCUUAUUUGGACUUUGAAAUUAAGGAAGGCCACGAAGAACGCGUUAAAAUUCUUUUCGAUAGAUGCCUGAUUCCAUGUUCUCUCUAUGAAGAAUUUUGGAUCAAGUACGCUCGUUGGACAUGGAAAACGUACAAAUCGAAAACAAAGUCUCGAGAGAUUUAUAUGAAAGCGAAGAUACAUUGUCCUACUUCACUGAAUUUGGCUCUCAGUGAAUCCGGUUUCGAAGAGUCUGUUGAAAAUUUCGACGAUGCCAUCAAAAUCUUGGACAAUUUCCGUGAAGAAUAUCCUGGAUACGUCCUCCUCGAGCUGCGUUACCUCGGGGUUCUCCGUCGUAAAUCUGAAAAAGAAGGACACGGAGCGCCAUCGGAAUUUGUGAUGAAUCAAUACGAAUCGCUUAUUAGAGAUUCCCAAUCGUCCCCAAAUCUUCACUCGUUCUACAGUUUAAAACUCGCAAGAUAUCAUCAAAAGUCGCGUCGUGAUCCUAAACUUGCUCAGAAAGUUCUGAAGAAGGCAAUCUCGAUCGACCCAUUCAAUUUGCAAUUGUACAGUCAAUAUGUUGAUAUUGCGUAUUCUUCUGAAUCGAUGUCUGAAUUAGAUGUUAUUCAAUCGUUCGACGUCGCACUGGACAGUAAUCUCAGAUUAGAGGACAAAGUUCGAUUCAGCCAACGGAAACUCGAUUUUUUGGAAGAACUUGGAAAUAAUAUUCUUGCAGUUGAGGAUCAUCGUGAUUUCCAUUAUAACCUUCUUGGUCAACUGCCGGAUAAUGUGACGAUUCGAACUCGAUUUGUGAACGACCCAAGCAGAGUUGCACUGGCUCCAGCUAUGCCUCCCCAACAACAGAUGGUUUAUGCUCCAGCUAUUCAGCAACAACCAGCCAUGAAUAUGAUGCCAAUGAUGCCAAUGCAAAUGCCCUACAUGGCUUCUUCAGCUGUUCAAUUGACUCUUAUCGAAUCUCCCAGUACAAAUUAAACCCAAGGACCGUCUUUAUUCAAUCAAUAUACAAUGACUCUCAUCUUUUAAACCUUACAGAGUAACUUGUGAACUAGUUACCGUGAAUAGUAAUUGCUGUUCUUUUUUAAAUUAUCCUAUUUAUCUGUCCACGACCUCCUGUUAGCACUGAUUUGUUCAAUAAUAUUUGCAAUUGCCCUUUUCCUUUUUCAUCCGCGAUUCAUUUCGUUUUUAUUCAACUCUCCUUCCACUGAUUGUUAUCAAAAUCUGAUUUUAAAAUAAACCCAAGGUUCAUCA